Messenger RNA from Durusdinium trenchii, 518 nucleotides. NCBI's taxonomy places the organism in Eukaryota, Dinophyceae, Suessiales, Symbiodiniaceae. The record is from the annotation of a GenBank genome assembly.
GAGGAGCUAGACGAAGAGCCCGGGACGUCAGCGGCGGAGCCGGAGUUGAAUCCCGGCAGAGAGUUCGACAGUCUGCAACAGCCCGAUUGGGCCACAGUUGAAACCCUCGCCAAGGAGGAGAGGUUGCCAAAGUCCGGCGGGGCGGAACGGGCGACGGAAGCCAUGAGACGCGCCAUCGUUUGCACGGAGGAUCAACAGGGAGAACGCCAGAUCGGUGGUAGCUGCGCGGUCCCUGCUUCAGACCUCCCACCUGCGCUGCGCGACACUGGAGCGGCAGACCUAGAGGAGCUGGAGGAUACCCUGGCGAAGGAGAGAGAGCUUCUGGCACAGUGCUACAAGAACCACCCGGUUGAGCGGAUUGAGAUUGCGCCCAACGCAGUCGAGCAGGGGCCGGAUUCGGAUGACAGUGAAGCCGACCCCUCAGCGACGGACCUGGAGAUGCACCACACCUUCGUGCAGCUAACCUCUGGGGAGGGAAGGAUUCACAAACCUUCUCACCGAGAGAGGGGUCUGCCGAG